UUAACACGGGCCAAAGUUAUCCCGGAAUAAGACAAGCACGCAUGUGCAGCCAACCCGGAUGUGGAUCCCCCUCAGAUAGUAAACACCGAACGCAGGGUUAAAAACGCCCCAAAGCCCAUUUUACAUGUUAUGUUGGCGAAGAGGAAGUACUUGUACAUCUAUGCGUAGUCACGGUGAGAAGAAGCACAGAACAUUGUUUUUUUUAAAAAUUUAUUUACCCCCCUUUCAGGACCGCCGAGUGAGCCAGUCUAAGUAGCGGACUAUGGACCCUCGAGGCCGGAGACACGAGCGAGGCAGCAACUGGACCGACCCGGAGAUCGUGGAGCUCCUCCAGCUGUGGUCCGACGAGUCCGUCCAGAUAGAACUGGAGAGCUCGCUGCGCAACCAGCGUGUGUUUGACCGCAUCGCGCUGGUCCUGCGCGAAAAGGGCAUCUACCGCUCAGGCGACCAGUGCCGGGAGAAGAUCAAGAAGAUGAAACUGGAGUACCGGCGCAUCAAAGACAACCACAAGUUGAGAUCGUGGAAAUUCUACGACGUCAUGGACUGGGUGUUGGCUAAUCGGCCGGCGGUCACGUACUCAACUUUAGGUGGAAGCGUGGUGGCUCAGCAGGUGUUUCAGAGCCCGUGUGGGAGUGACUCGUACGUGCCAGGGAGUUCCUCCGCAGGCGCCUUCGGUCCGGCUACUUCUGGGGGGUUUCUGUUCGGUCAGCCGCCCAAAAUGGGAGAUCCACUGGACGUGAAGUGUGAGGAUGUUGAGGAAAGUCUGCUGAACACUGAUGUUCCACCCCCGGAAAUGUACUACAGAUCAGGAGAUGAGCAAGAAACUGAUGGUCAAUCCUUACCAGGGACAGAAGACACGUCGGGUCAAGGAGAACAUUCUCAUGGUCAUGCAAGGAUGUCACCUUCAGGUUUGACGGACCUGAACCUUGCUGGGUCUGCCUCCCAAUCUGGCAGUGCACCUGCGCCACAUGAAACAUUUAAGGAAGCAUCCCCUCCCUUGGCUUCCGUAAGACAGAGAAGGCGCCGGCGUGCGGGCAAGACCACAUGCGGCCACGGGAGCGGUAAAUGUGGCAGCAAUGGGCCUCUGGACAAAGCUCUGGCCAGUUUCCUUAUCUGGCAGAGGUGCGCUGAAGAUCGCCUCCUCUCCUUGGAGGAGGCGCGGCUGGAGAAGGAGUUGCAGGCUGAUGAGCGAAGACAACAGCAAGAAGAGAAGAGAGCGGAGCAAGAGCGCCAGCAUGAGCUGCGCCUGUUCAGCAUGCUUACCGGGGCUUUGGUUGCGGUCAGACAGGGUGAUGCGACGACAGCAAACGCAUCCAUGAACAUUUCCGUCUCUCCUCUAGAUCAUCAGUCAGCUUCAGUGGUGACACCAACGGCCUCCACUGCGCCGUCCUCGUCUCAAACACAUUCUCCAGCUCUCACUGCACACACUGUUUGCACUAAGGGGACAAUAAAGUCAGGUCAGUCCACCUCUGUCAAGUUCUGCACAAUACCCGUGGGUGGAUUGGCAACCGAGAGAGGUGUGAAGUCUACUAAACUCAGCGUGUACCUGUCCAAUCGUGGUAACAGUAUCCGACAGCACCAAGCCGUUCUCCAGGAGGGCUUUGCUCAGUACGAAGCAAACAGAUAUCACGACACGGACAACCCUAAUGGUUUCAUUAACAUGGGUACAAGUGAGAAUAAGCUCUGCUAUGAUCUUCUGCAUAAAAGGUUGACCCAACCUGAUAUGCUGCAUGUUGACCCAGUGCUGUUGCAGUAUGGUGACUGGAGGGGACAUGCAUUUUUGAGAGAAGAGGUUGCCAAGUUCCUGACUUACUUUUGCCAUUCUCCAAAGCGACUGAAAGCUGACAAUGUUGUGGUGAUGAAUGGUUGUAGUUCCAUCUUCUCCUGCAUUGCAGCAGUAAUUUGUGACCCAAAAGAGGCCAUUCUCAUUCCUAGUCCAUUCUAUGGCGUUAUUACAGAGGACCUGCAGCUGUAUAGUGAUGUCCAGUUGUUUCAUGUUCCUCUGGACUGUGAGGAUAAAGAAGGUCGAAUUUUCCACCUCACAGUAAGCAAACUGGAAGAAGGUCUACUGAGGGCUAAGCAAGAGGGGGUAAAUAUCCGGGGUCUUAUACUGAUGAACCCACACAACCCUCUUGCUGAGAUCUACACCCCAAAGGAAAUGCUGGCCUUUUUAGAGUUUGCCAAAAGAAAUAAGCUCCACGCCAUCAUAGAUGAGGUGUACAUGCUGACGGUGUUUGAUGAAUCAGUAACAUUUCACAGUGUCCUCAGUCUGGAAAGUUUGCCCGACCCACAGAGGACACAUAUAAUGUGGGGGCUGAGCAAGGACUUCGCAAUGGCUGGAAACAGAGUAGGCACACUGUAUACUGAGAACCAAGACCUUGUUGAUGCUUUGGCCAAGCUGGGCUCAUUCCAUGGCAUCUCUGGGACCACGCAGCACCAGGUCACGCAACUUCUUCAAGAUAGAGAAUGGAUCAGCAAGGAGUUUUUGCCCGAGAACAGAUGUCGAUUGAAAGGUGCUCACCGCUACGUGACAGAUGAGUUGCAGACAAUGGACAUCCACUACCUGGACAGGCCUGCUGCUUUGUAUGUCUGGGCUGACUUCAGAAAGUUCCUCAGAGCCCCAUCAUUUGAGGAAGAGUUGUUGAUGUGGCGCUGCUUCCUCAAACACAAAGUGGUAUUGAGCUGUGGCCAAGCCUUCUGCUGCUCUACACCGGGCUGGUUUCGAAUAGUCUUUGCUGACAAGCAGCACCACCUUCAACUCGGCCUAAAGAGAAUUCGAGAAGCUUUAAAAGAAAUAGAAGAAAGAAGUGCCAACACGGAGUCAUUCGUGACCAAAGAAGCCGGAGAGGAGAGCAAGAGAUCCGUGAAAGAGGACAGUGCACAGUCAAACAAUGCUGCGAUUGAAAAUUCUACAUCAUCCCCCCAGAGCAAGUCAUCGGGACAGCUGAAGAAGAAUGCGAGCCCUGUUCCUGUCACAGGCUUCCUGGGCCCUGAAGAGUUUGUGCUGCAGGACUACCAAGCUUAUAAGCCUGCAGAGAGCUUGGACUCUCUGAUUGGUACUCUCAAGCAUCAAAUACGCUCCUCUGAUUGGCUGGAAAAAAACACUCCAGAGCAGUCUGCAGGAGAGGACCCAGAGAGUUUUGAUGUGUUUAAGGCUCUGCUGGAGCGUGUACGGAAAUAAGCUUAGGAUAGUGGAGUUGCAGUAUGUUCACUGCCAAAAGUUUGACAUGAACACCCGGCAGGAGGAUGUAUUUUUUUUGUUUUUUUUGCAAAUCCCAGAGAAGGACAGAAGAAAAACACAGCAACUUUGAGAUAACUUUCUCUGCUUUAAAGUUUGGUGUUGAAGGGAGAUAAUUAAAUGAUCUUAAUAUGCAUAAUUAAUUGCUAAAUAUACUUAAACCAAAAUCACUGUCUGCUCUCCAAAUUCUCAUCAUGAUCUUCAUUAAAUGUAAAGUACAUGUUUUUUAUUUUAAUCUUUACUAUAAUGAGUCCUUGUGGUAUAAUUUUACACGCUGCUGCAUUUCGUGCCAGGGCCCUAACACCCAGCCUUUGGAGAUGUCCGUUGCCAGGAACUUGCCACAGGAAGUGAAUCUGGGGUUAAAAACAAAGACAAAUUAAAUCACUUACUGUGGUGACCCCUAACUGGAAAUGGUGAAAGACAAAAAAACCCAAAACUUUUUUAUGGGCCUUAUUUUUCCUGUUGCAUUUGUGUUUUAGUUUCUUCUUCUUAUUCGUAUUCUCCCAUCCAGUCUGCAGACACGCCCGCACAAGUAAGGCAGAAGUGCUUAAGUCUGGAAUGAAGGUGGGCACAUUAUUAAUGUGGCAACCUGUCUUUUUUUCUUGGCUUUGUAAAAUCAUGGAAGAUGGAGUUUUACUUACACUUGUGAAUGUCAUUGGAAUCAAUGAAAAAGUUAACACUUAAAAUUUGAAAAGGCCUUAUCAAUCCAGGUAGUUGUAACCAUGUGUAGAUGUGUCGCCAUGGUAAUGAGUGUAUGCACGCUACGACAGCUUCUUUAGCUUCCCUAAUGGUAUUUGUGAUGUUAAGAGUUCUGUUUAGUACACAUGUUUGUGAAGCAGUGACGCGCCAGAGGGGCUGAGUAGACAACGGUUUGUGUGUUUGUGUAUGUGCACAGCGCGGAGGAGCAUGACAGUUUCAUAUUAUCUUUGAAAAUAUAUCUCGAAUCAAUUGAUAGACGCUACAUUAUAUAUGUAUUUUCUAUUAAAUAAUAACUGUUCAAUGAAA
Nerophis lumbriciformis (worm pipefish) is the source of this 4243-nucleotide messenger RNA. RefSeq names its product 1-aminocyclopropane-1-carboxylate synthase homolog (Arabidopsis)(non-functional) (gene accs). Gene Ontology annotation, molecular function: transaminase activity; pyridoxal phosphate binding. NCBI's taxonomy places the organism in Eukaryota, Metazoa, Chordata, Actinopteri, Syngnathiformes, Syngnathidae. The record is from RefSeq and is a predicted model, not a curated record. Gene Ontology annotation, biological process: amino acid metabolic process; biosynthetic process.